UGCUGAGCUCCGCCCCCACAUGUACUGGUCACAUGAUUGUGACAUCAUCACAGGUCCUACACCUCCAGCAUCCGGCGGUAAAAGAGCAGGUCCUGUACGAGCACAUCGUGCUGACCCAGUUGUCUCCUCUUCUCCUGAAUGAUCCCCCAAGGAUGGACAAGGACAGGAAUGAGAUGACUAAGAGAAUAUUACACUUCACCUUGGAGAUCCUCCACCUGCUGACCGGAGAGGUGAGGUCUCCAGAACUGACCCCAUUAGGACAUCGCUGUCUAUUAUUCAGUGGAGGAGUUGGAGGACACAAGGAUCUGUACCAGGACAUAGUCAUGAUGGAGGAUCACCGGCCCCUCACAUCACAAGAUGGAGUCAUUGAUAGAAAUCCACCCGAGAGGUGUCCCCGCCCUCUGUAUUCCCAGGACUGUCCAGAGGGAAAUGUCCCAGAGAACCAUCAGGUUGAAGAUCAGAUUAAUAUUAAGGUUGAGGUUAAAGAUGAACCAGAAGAGGAGACGGGUUUCUGCGCCAAUCACCCUUGUACCAGGGAAGUGAAGGAGGAAAUUCCAGGAGGUGUUACCCCAGAUGGAGUCAUUGAUAGAAAUCCACUCGAGAGGUGUCCCCGCCCUCUGUAUUCCCAGGACUGUCCAGAGGGAAAUGUCCCAGAGAAGCGUCAGGUUGAAGAUCAGAUUAAUAUUAAAGUUGAGGUUAAAGAUGAACCAGAAGAGGAGACGGAUUGUUGGUCCGAUCAGCAGUGUAUGAGGGAAGUGAAGGAGGAAAUUCCAGGAGGUGUUACCCCAGAAAAUCCCAGUAAGAAUUCUGAGGGAAACUUCAUGUUAUCCCUGAAUGAUAAAGGAGAAGAUGAAGAUAUGAUGGAGCGCUCCUCAGGAGAAGACCUCCUUACCCCUAAUGUCCAUCCAGAUCUAUCCUAUAAUAAUCCACCUGAUCAUGAGGAACCUUCUCCUGACCAACCACACAUUGUUACCACAAGGACAGAUCAUGGGAAAGGUUUAUAUUGUGAGGAAUGUGGGAAACAAUUUACAAAAAGAUCAGAAUUUAUUAGACACAGAAAAAGUAAUAUAGGAAAGAAGCUGUAUGUGUGUUCAGAAUGUGGGAAAUACUGUAAAAGUCAAUCAGAUCUUGUUAAACAUGAGAGAAUUCACACGGGAGAGAAGCCAUAUUCAUGUCCAGAAUGUGGGAAAUGUUUUAUACAAAAAUCAAAUCUUUCAAAACAUGUGAGAAUUCAUACAGGAGAAAAGCCACAUUCAUGUUCAGACUGUGGGAAAUGUUUUACAAAUAAAGUGAAUCUUUCAAUACAUAAAAGAAUUCACACAGGAGAGAAGCCAUAUUCAUGUUCAGAAUGUGGUAACUCUUUUAUAAGUAAAUUACAACUUUCUAGACAUAAGAGAAGUCAUACAGGAGAGAAGCCAUAUUCAUGUUUAGAUUGUGGUAAAUCAUUUAUAAGUAAAUCACAACUUUCUAGACAUGAGAGAAAUCACACAGGAGAGAAGCCAUAUUCAUGUUCAAUAUGUGAUAAAUGUUUUAUAAGUAAGUCAGAGCUUGUGUUACAUGAAAGAAUUCAUACGGGAGAGAAACCAUACUCAUGCUCAGAAUGUGGUACAUGUUUUGCACAUAAAUCACAUCUUGUUAUACAUCAGAGAAUUCACACAGGAGAGAAGCCGUAUUCAUGUUCAGAAUGUGGGAAAUGUUUUAUAAAUAAAACACAACUUACUGAACAUGGGAGAAGUCACACAGGAGAGAAGCCAUAUUCAUGUUCAGAAUGUGGAAAAUCUUUUACAAGUAAAAGAAACCUUAUUAAGCAUGAGAGAAGUCACACAGGAGAGAAGCCAUAUUCAUGUUCAGAAUGUGGUAAAUGCUUUACAAAUAUAUCACAUCUUUCGGUACAGAGAAUUCACACAGGAGAGAUGUCCUAUUCAUGCUCAGAAUGUGGGAAAUGUUUUGCAUAUAAAUCACAUCUUCUAAAACAUGAGGUAAUUCACACAGGAGAGAAGCCAUAUUCAUGUUCAGAAUGUGGGAAAUGUUUUUCGCAAAAAUCAACCCUUGUUGGACAUGAGAGAAUUCACACAGGAGAGAAGCCAUAUUCAUGUUCAGAAUGUGGGAAAUGUUUUAUAAGUAAAUUACAACUUUCCAGACAUGAGAGAAGUCACCCUGGAGACUGGGAGGAGCUCAGUGAAGAGGAGACGCGGUGUGAGGUGAGGUCUCCAGAACUGACCCCAUUAGGACAUCGCUGUCUAUUAUUCAGUGGAGGAGUUGGAGGACACAAGGAUCUGUACCAGGACAUAGUCAUGAUGGAGGAUCACCGGCCCCUCACAUCACAAGAUGAAGUCAUUGAUAGAAAUCCACCCGAGAGGUGUCCCCGUCCUCUGUAUUCCCAGGACUGUCCAGAGGGAAAUGUCCCAGAGAAGCAUCAGGUUGAAGAUCAGAUUAAUAUUAAAGUUGAAGUUAGAGAUGAACCCGAAAAGAAGGCGGAUUUCUGGGCCGAUCACCCGUGUAUGAGGGAAGUGAAGGAGGAAAUUCCAGGAGGUGUUACCCCAGAAAAUCCCAGUAAGAAUUCUGAGGGAAACUUCAUGUUAUCCCUGAAUGAUAAAGGAGAAGAUGAAGAUAUGAUGGAGCGCUCCUCAGGAGAAGACCUCCUUACCCCUAAUGUCCAUCCAGAUCUAUCCUAUAAUAAUCCACCUGAUCAUGAGGAACCUUCUCCUGACCAACCACACAUUGUUACCACAAGGACAGAUCAGAAAGGGGGAGAAAGGAUUCAGUGUGAUGAAUGUGGGAAAGAGUUUUCUGAAAGAUCCAAUCUUUUUAGACACAGGAAAAUUCACACAGGGGAGAAGUUAUAUUCAUGCUCAGAAUGUGGGAAAUAUUUUGCACAAAAAUCAAAUCUUGUUAUACAUGAGAGAAGUCACACAGGAGAGAAGCCAUAUUCAUGUUCAGAAUGUGGUAAAUCUUUUACACAAAAAUCAUAUCUUGUUAUACAUCAGAGAAGUCACACAGGAGAGAAGCCAUAUUCAUGUUCAGAAUGUGGGAAAUGUUUUAAUCACAAAUCCUAUCUUUCAGAACAUGAGAGAAUUCACACAGAAGAGAAGCCAUAUUCAUGUUCAGAAUGUUGUAAAUGUUUUGCACAAAAAUCUAAUCUUGUUAUACAUGAGAGAAGUCACACAGGAGAGAAGCCACAUUCAUGUUCAGAAUGUGGUAAAUGUUUUGCACUAAAAACAAAUCUUGUUAUACAUGAGAGAAUUCACACAGGUGAGAAGCCAUAUUCAUGUUCAGAAUGUGGGAAAUGUUUUACACAAAAAUCAUAUCUUGUUAUACAUGAGAGAAUUCACACAGGAGAGAAGCCAUAUUCAUGUUCAGAAUGUGGGAAAUGUUUUAUAUGUAAAUCACAUCUUUCUGUACAUGAGAGAAGUCACACAGGAGAAAAGCCAUAUUCAUGUUCAGAAUGUGGUAAAUGUUUUAUUAGUAAAUCACAUCUUUCUGUACAUGAGAGAAGUCACACUAGAGUCUGAUCGAUGAAAUAAUAAAUGAUAAAAAUAUAAUAAUAUGGAGAAUGGAAAUCUGAGAUCUCAGGUGACAGUAAAAUGUGAUGUUUCUAAGUUCUGUUGUGAGAAUUAACCCUCGAAUAAACUUCCUAAUGAAACCUAAGCAGAAGCUAAAGCCGACAUCAUCUCUUGGUCAUCAGCACCUGGGGUCAUGUGACCUUUGUAGGUAAAUAACGGUAAUGAGAAAUAAUAUGUAAUGCUAUUGUGUAUCAUUUAGUAGUGACUUGUAGCUCUACACUACAGUAUGAUUGGAUGAUUUCUAUGGAUGAUAAUGAUUGGUGAUUACUAUGUAUUACCUCGGCCUCAUUUCCAUUAGAAAUAUUACUGAUUGUAUCUCAUGUGUCACUUCUGUCCUAUCAGGAUCAGGACACUUCUGUGUUGUCACCAAUAAGUAAAAUCCUGUGUGUGAACCGGUCCCUAUAACUAGAGGUUGU
Molecule: messenger RNA, 3979 nt
Organism: Hyla sarda
Lineage: Eukaryota; Metazoa; Chordata; Amphibia; Anura; Hylidae
Product: oocyte zinc finger protein XlCOF8.4-like
Biological process (GO): regulation of transcription by RNA polymerase II
Molecular function (GO): DNA-binding transcription factor activity, RNA polymerase II-specific; RNA polymerase II cis-regulatory region sequence-specific DNA binding
Source: RefSeq, a predicted model, not a curated record